AUGAGAGUUGUACCAAGCAAGUGUUCUCCCUUCACUAUCGGACCUGCUUCUUACUUAUUUGUUAGCGCCUACGGGCGGAAUCAAAGAAAAAAUGAAUACAUUGGGCUUUCGCCACCUGAAAAUGCCCGACGGUCAUUCAAGAUUAUCUGCAUUUUAGUAAGUGUAUGCAAGAGACGCAGUCUUAGUAUUAGGAAUAGCGAGUUCUCCCUCGUAUCCGCAGAAGUUAAUGCAACUGAACCCUUCGCUACUCCUUUUUGUGUGACUGACCAACCCGAAUUUCAUAUUGAAAAAGGAGGAGGCACAUCAAGGCAGAAGUCGAAUCAAGCAAAGAUCCUCUGA
This is a messenger RNA of Prunus armeniaca (apricot), 339 nucleotides long. The record is from the annotation of a GenBank genome assembly. Lineage: Eukaryota; Viridiplantae; Streptophyta; Magnoliopsida; Rosales; Rosaceae.